AUCAAACGCUGCCUGUUGUUGUUGAUGUUGUGUCUGUUGUGUGUUUGUUUUUGUUGGAUUUUGUUGGUUAAGGAGGUUUGUGAUUGAGAUGCGUUGAAUAUCUCAUUAGAGCUCAUUGUUAAUUUAGCAACAUGGCAAAUAAUGAUGGCAGAGACUCGUCUGGUGGGAGUAAAAUUAGAGCAGCUCGGCUUUCUGCUCAACAGUUUGAAGUUUUGAUUGAAUUCAUGCAAGAGCACCCACAUUUUGCUGUUGGACGUGCCUCUGGUGGCUCCUAUUCUAAGGAAGAACAUGAUAUUCUAUGGAAAACAUUGUCCUCAUCUCUCAAUGAAACAGAAGGUCCUGUUAAGUCUGUCACCAAAUGGCAAAAGUGCUGGGUGGAUCUAAAAUCAAAUGCCCGAAGUCGUGCUGCCAAGUACCGGGCAUUGUCACGUGAUGGUCCAUGUCCAUGGUCCACCGGGUCCAUGUUCACCCAGUGGGAUGAGAGAGUUUUGCGAUUACUCAAUGAUAUUUCUGCCAAUGGAAAUAAAUUUGUUCCAAUUGUAGCCGACUCCCCUUUGCAGUUACUUGAAGUUGGUUUUUCUGAAAAACUUACCAAUGGCUCAAUCAGGACUCGCACUGCCAAAUCAAAUAAGCAAAAAUUUCACCCAAUCGCUCCCAAACCAAAUGGCUAUCAUAUCACUGAAAAUGGAACUGAAACUAUGGAAUCCACAAGCUCCCAUGCUUACAACCUAAUUGAGGAUCUACCUGGAGCAGAAGAAGACAUGGAGGAAUUGAUUGCUGAAGUGAAAUCGGAAGGAGAUGAAGAAUGGAUGGAACAUAAUGAAGGAUGUGGAGAAGCUUACCACCCGGAUUCAAUAUCUCCAACAAGUGGUUCUCCAACAAUAAAUUAUAUCACCCCUCACAUUUUGACCGAGCCAGACUGCCCUGCUGAGGAGGAGUUUUCCAGUAGAGCUGGAUCUAAGAAAAGAAAACGAGAUGAUUUGCCAGCAUCUUUCAAUCUAGAAGAUUCUUUGGAAAGAGUUUCCAAAAAAAUUUGUGGCACUCUUGAUCGGAUGGCAGCAGCAGCCGAGGAGGCGAAUUCUAUUCAACAUGGAAUGGUUACUGCUAUGAAUCGUCUUGCUUCAUCAUUUGAACAACUUCUACCUAUUGUUGCCAAAGUUCUCUCCAAUAAUUUGAAAGCUGCAGGUUCAUCUUGAUGACUGGUGGGUUCUGCUUUGAGUAACAAUUUCAAGGCUUCUUUUUCUGUGUUUAAUUGGCCAAGAAAUACUGUAUCCUGUACUGCUCAAGAUGUAUGUGCCAAUUGAAUAACUGCAAGCUCCGAUUUCCGCACUAGUCAUCUGUCAAAUUUUGAAUGAAACUAUAAAAUCUUAAGCCUCUAAAUUUUAGUGCAGAAAUCCUUAUUUUGUAGACACUUUGCUUCGCAUCCUAGUGUACACACAUCAAAUUAACAAAUUGAUUAAAGUGGCAGCGCUAUGGGGAGACUUCUUCUACAGGAGAGCCACCCUUACUCGUUUUUCCUUAGUUUUGUGUACCUUGGUUUAUACCUGUUUAUUUGAAUUUACCGUAAUCAGUACCUUGCUAGGGUAUUAGAAAGUUAUGCAGCUAAGUAUUGUUUUUGUGUCGUAUCAUUCCCUUCGCAUUCUGUUUCUGUAUGCGAGUAUUCUCUUCCAAAACUAAUGAUACUUCAGUUUUAGAAACAAGUCUGUGAAUCUACUAGUCAAUACUUAAAUACUAGGUAGUCUUGUAAAUCGAUUGUGAACUUUUUUCCUCAUACUGCUCAAUUAAAGUAGCAUGCAACAUUGAACAGAUUGCUAAUGUUUGUAGGCAAAAUCGUGCUGUGUAAAAGUUUGUCUGAUCUCCUUAAUUUAUGUGAUAGCUAUUUCAAGCAAUAUUUAUCUGUAUUCUAGCUAAAUGCUGGCAAUUUGUCAUUUACUGAUUCUGAUAUGAUUUUCAUGGCAUUUGAAUGCCAUGAAAAUCCUUUUAUUAGGUGACACAAGCUGUUAUUAGAGAAGGAGGUUCUCUGACCUGCUCUUUUGAGAUUUUUUCUUAGCUUGUCAGCCUAUUUUGAUCUUAAAGAAAAGUUAUCAAAAAUUAGGAGUCAUAUUUAGUAUAGAAAAUGCUGACAUUUAUUUUUCUUUUCAUGGACGAGAAGUGAAAAUUUAAUGUGAUGUUGAAGUUUGCAUUGUGUAAAUACAUAUGUUUUCUCUGGA
Thrips palmi is the source of this 2210-nucleotide messenger RNA. RefSeq lists its product as uncharacterized. Gene Ontology annotation, cellular component: nucleus. Lineage: Eukaryota; Metazoa; Arthropoda; Insecta; Thysanoptera; Thripidae. The coding region runs from base 132 to 1196 and encodes 354 amino acids. The record is from RefSeq and is a predicted model, not a curated record. The transcript has 8 exons.